Vombatus ursinus (common wombat) is the source of this 5448-nucleotide messenger RNA. It is a transcript of the gene ARHGEF6, whose product is annotated as Rac/Cdc42 guanine nucleotide exchange factor 6. The record is from RefSeq and is a predicted model, not a curated record. Gene Ontology annotation, molecular function: protein binding; guanyl-nucleotide exchange factor activity. The transcript is spliced from 23 exons. The coding region runs from base 335 to 2716 and encodes 793 amino acids. Lineage: Eukaryota; Metazoa; Chordata; Mammalia; Diprotodontia; Vombatidae.
UUCUCAUUUGCAAGGUUCCCUGCAGGGCUGGCUCACCUCUCUCUUCCAAGAGUCCCUACUUCCUUCUGUCCCCUCCCUCCCCAGCAUCCUCUUCACUUCCUUCCCUUGCAGCCCUGGCUCCUUCAAGUGUUUCUACGCAUCACUGAGUGUGGUCUCUGUGGUUAGAAGAUCCCACCUUUGGAGUGGUGGUCCGACUGCUGCCAGAGAAGAGUUGUCUCCACUGUUUGCUCAGCAAACACCCGAAGGGAGCCCGGAAAAAAAGGAAGACAGCACCCGAUGCAAUCGCGGAUGUGGGUAAGACCUUGCAGCUGCUUGGGGUGCACAGUCCUCGGCAAUGAAUCCCGAGGAACGCAUCGUGACAUGGCUCAUCUCUUUGGGAGUUUUAAAUUCCCCCAAGAAGACCAUCUGUGAUCCGGAGGAAUUCUUGAAGGUGUCUCUGAAAAAUGGGGUAGUGCUAUGCAAACUGCUAAAUCGUCUUCUUCCUGGAGCUGUGGAAAAGUACCAUCAGGAGCCCCAAACGGAAGCUGACUGCAUCAGUAACAUUAAGGACUUCCUCAAAGGAUGUGCAGGCCUUCAGGUGGAGGUCUUUGAGCCUUGUGACCUUUACACAGGCAGCAAUUUCUCCAGAGUGCUGAGUACCCUUUUAGCUGUCAACAAAGCCACUGAGGAUCGCCAGAUUUCAGAAGGACCAUGCCAACCUUUUUCUUCCAUUAGUGCUGUUUCCAGUUCCCAGAUAAACCCCCCAGGAGCGGUUUCUAACUCAGCACCAGUGCUAAGAAGGCAUUCAAAGGCAGCGGAGAUGACUGAAAAUGGGAACCACCAGUUGGUAGUAAAGGCACGGUUCAACUUUAAGCAGACCAAUGAAGAUGAGCUCUCAGUCUGCAAGGGCGACAUCAUUUAUGUCACUCGAGUGGAAGAAGGUGGCUGGUGGGAAGGCACUCUCAAUGGGAAAACCGGCUGGUUCCCUAGUAAUUAUGUCAGAGAAAUUAAGCCUAAUGAGAAACCUGGCUCCCCAAAGACUGUAAAAGGACUGGACACUCUUCAGCUUACCAAGAAUUACUACAGUGUGGUUUUGCAAAACAUCCUGGAAACUGAACAGGACUAUGCUAAGGAGCUCCAAUCACUUCUUGGGACUUACUUACGACCACUCCAGGCCAAUGACAGGCUGAGCACUGUGGAAUUUGCAUCUUUAUUGGGCAACUUUGAGGAAGUGUGCACAUUUCAGCAGACCCUGUGCCAGGCCUUGGAGGAGUGUGCAAAACUUCCAGAGAGUCAGCAGAAAGUCGGAGGCUGCCUGAUGUCCCUAAUGCCUCAGUUUAAAUCUCUGUAUCUCACUUAUUGUGCUAAUCAUCCCUCAGCUGUGAAUGUUAUAACUCAGCACAGUGACAGUCUGGAAAAGUUUAUGGAGAGUCAGGGGGCCGCCAAUCCAGGAAUUCUCCUAUUGACGACGAACCUCAGCAAGCCCUUCAUGCGACUGGAAAAAUACGUGUCUCUCCUCCAAGAGCUGGAGCGCCACAUGGAGGAGUCUCAUCUAGACCACCAGGAUGUUCUGAAAGCUAUUGGAUCGUUCAAGGCACUGGCGGCCCAGUGUCAGGACCUGAGAAAGAAGAAGCAGCUGGAGUUGCAAAUUCUCUCCGAAACCAUUCAGGGCUGGGAAGGAGAUGAUAUAAAAACUUUGGGCAGUGUCAUCUUUAUGUCUCAAGUAAUGGUGCAGUGUGGUGCCAGCGAGGAGAAAGAAGAAAGAUAUUUCUUGUUAUUUCCAAGUGUUUUACUCAUGGUAUCAGCAAGUCCUCGGAUGAGUGGAUUUAUCUAUCAGGGAAAACUCCCAGUUGCUGGAAUGAUGCUAACAAGACUAGAUGAAAGUGAAGGCAAUGACUGUUCGUUUGAAAUAGCAGGCCCCCUGUUCGAGAGGAUGACGGUGUUCUGUCCCAGCAGCCAGGAUCUCCAAGAGUGGCUGGAUCACCUGCACAGACUGAACAGGGGCACUGGUGCGGGCAGCGUGCUUGUGAAAACCCAGUCGUGGAGUGCGCCAUCUGUAAGCACUGGGCUUAGUUCUGCCCCUGGGGAGUCUGAUGAGGUCCAGUCUUCUAGCGCUGCCGGACAACCUCGAGGAGCCCUGGAGCCUCCCCCAAUUCAAAAGCCUUGGAGUUUAAGUUGUCUCAGACCCGCACCUCCUCUUAGACCUUCGGCAGCUCUAGGUUACAAAGAGAGGAUGUCUUAUAUCUUAAAGGAUUCCAGCAAGAGCCCUAAAACAAUGAAGAAAUUUCUCCAUAAAAGAAAAACGGAGAGAAAAGCAUCGGAGGAAGAAUAUGUCAUUAGGAAAAGUACAGCAGCCCUGGAGGAAGAUGCCCAGAUCCUGAGAGUGAUUGAGGCCUACUGCACCAGUGCCAAUGCAGGCCUUCAGCAAAGCCAUGGCUCAGGUACCCGCAAGGACUCCGUCCCACAGGUCUUACUCCCAGAGGAAGAGAAAAUUAUCGUGGAGGAGACAAGAAGCAAUGGGCAGACAGUUAUAGAGGAAAAAAGCCUUGUUGACACUGUUUAUGCACUGAAGGAUGAAGUCAAGGAAUUAAAACAGGAGAAUAAAAAAAUGAAGCAAUGCCUAGAAGAAGAAUUGAAGUCCAGGAAAGACUUGGAAAAGUUGGUCAGGAGGCUGUUGAAGCAAACAGAUGAGUGCAUGAGGGCAGACCCAGGAGGCAAGGCCUCCCUCCUGGCUUGAGGCUACCCCCCCCCCCCCAUGCUGCCGGCACUCACUCAGGUGCGACUUGGGAUCAUCGAGGAAGGAAAAUCAGACCCCUUGACUUACUCUGCUCCUCGCCUUGUCUGCUUUCUGUGUAUUUGGCUGUUUUCUCUUAUAGGAAAAAAAAAAGGAAUUUGUAGUGGAAAUAGCCUUCCAUUCAAUAAGGAAAUGAAAUCAGUAGGAAUUAUUGCAAUAAGAAGGGUCAGCAAAUGGCCCUAGGUUCAUAGUUCAUCCCAUCUCCUCUUUGGAUGGAUGGGUCACUAGUGCUUUGGACAAAGCUACUCUCAGAGAAGCUGCCAAGUGGUGCCCAGUGAGGGAGGCUGGCACACCCACUGCUUUCUCCCAAUAGCUUUCCUUGAUCUUGAAGCCCCUCAGUUAUUCAUUCAAGAGGCAUCGAUAAACCCCCACUGCGCACCAAGGUCCAUACUCAGUGCUGGAGACGCAACAGCAAAAACAAAACGACUCCUGCCCUCCACAAACUUAUGCUCUACUCAGUGAGGAGUCAACGCCACCAGUCAAUGCAAAAUAUAUAUGAAACCACUAUGGAGUCACGGGGGGGGGGGGUCCUAAUAACUGAGGGGGGUGGGUGAGGAAUCAAAAAAAGCCUCAUGUAAGAAGUGGUACCUAAUUUAUCGAAUGGUAAAGUCCUAUGGCCCAUGCGCCCUGUCUAACCUCCCCUCCUCCCCCGUCAUGUACACAUAGUUAUUUUCCUUGGAUUUUCUAACAAGAUAGUGCGGGAGACUCAGUAGUCCUUUUGUUGCUUUUAUGUUAGUCUAAUUGACAUGCUUGAUUUAACCCAGUGGAGCAGGAGCUUUCAUCAUUGCCACAAACACCAAGCCGUAAUGCCGGCAGGCUAUUUCUAGCAUGUGAUGAUGACAUCGUGGCAACUUCUCUGGCUAGAGCAUCGUAGACAUAGACGUUUUGCAUUUCCCCAGUGCUUUGACUUCACCAUACCCAGCAGUACGUCAUUCUGGUUGGAACAUGCUUUUGCUCACUCCCCUUCCUGUAGUCAGACCGUGAGCUCUUCUGGUGUCCUGGUUUGGGAUUCCAGCCUCCCCUCACUGGUGCGUCUCAAAGUCUCCACCAAGAAAAGAGGCUAGCUUCUAACAGGAGAUGUCCAUUCUCCUUGGUCCAUUUAUAGGCUGUGGCGAGAGGUGGAGCCCUCUCCCUGAUCGCCUCAAGAGGAGGCCUUUCAAUAUCAUUUGCAGGAAUCUGCUCUCUCCAGGAAGGUCACUGUUUGCCCAACCACAAAUGGGGCCUACUUGGAGCUGGCUGGGCUGCUGAUCUGGCUUCCCUCUUUUCCUCAAUAACUUUGUUGGAAUCCCAGCAAUCUGGACACAGCUGGAGCUCGUGGCCAUGGAAUAGUCAGCAGAUUCCAGGUAUCAUUCAGCACAAUUUAGGAAAGGAUGUGUUGGUAGAUAAUUAGAAAGUCCCAAAGGCAGGUGAAGUUUGACCAGCGUGGGACAGAUCCCUUUUGAUGGAUGGAAAAAAAAAGGGGCAUUAGAUUGAAAAACAAAACAAAAAUAAACAAAAAAAAAAAGUUCUCCAGAUGUAUUUGCUAUGAAUACUGAUGAGUGUCAGUUUAUGCAAAUGCUGUUUUAAAAAACACCCGAAUUCCAACUUGAAACGCUUUGCUCCCCAAACUGGCCACCCUCUCCCCCACCCCGGUACUUGGUGGUCUCUAGUCCCUGCUGCUACACAGUAUGGUACGUGACUUUUUGCUUGCUGCCCCCCCCAGGGGAAGUACUACUCUCAGGAAGUGGGCCAGGCAAAGGAAUGCUGGGAGUAAGCCACCCACCCCUGUUACCUAGCUAAACUCAUCUGGGGCAGCCUCUGCCUCACCUUUUGUUCCCUUCUGGGGCUGAAGGGCCAGGAGAGACUUUCUGAGAGAGGGACCUUUACCUUCUAAAGGGAGCUCAGCUUUCUCAUUUUUCAGAUAAGGAAACUGAGGCCUAGCAAAUUGAAGCGAUCUCUCUGGGCCUCAUUUUUGUCCUCUAUAAAUUGAGGGGAUUGGACUAGUUUUUGAGGUCUCACUCCAGACCAGCACUUUUAAAACUAAAAGUGCUGAAGGGGUCGAGAGUGGAAAAAAUUUAAGAAGGUCUGCUCUAGACCUCCGAUGAGCUAUGAUCUUCAGAUAUCAAGGAGCAUGACUGUUUUGAGGGCUCAGACAUCCCAAAUCAAAGCCGGGCCUCUUGAAUUGUCCCCUCCGAAGUUACCAAACACAUGUGAAGAAGAUCGAUAGGAAACUCUUAGUGACAUAAGGAACUCAAAUGGAUUAUAGUCACGGUAGGAAAGCAGACUGUACUGAAAACCAAUUUUCCAAUGCUGAGCUCCAUAGACAGCUGCUUAAGAGGCCUCCGAGCCCCUGAUGGGAGAAGCAUGGUACCUCGGCUAACGGAACCCAUACCAAGCAUGGCUGUUGCUGUUAUGAGCCAAAUAACAAGAGCGAGGAAAUGAAGCCAUGUGAAAUCGACAGCACUGGUUCCAUAUUUGCGUUGUUUACAAUGCUUUUAUAAAUUCUCUGGUCCCGUCAUCCUCUUGAUUGCUGCCUCACUGUGAUGAGGCCACUCCAUUCAUCUUCUCCCAGGGUAGGCUAAUUUCCUGUCAUUUCUCAUAUGCAAACCCAGUUUUUCUAAACUUUUUAUUUUGAACACUUUUUAAAUUGAUGUUUUCAAUCAAUAAAGAAGGAUGACAAUGCCUUAUAAAUGGAA